This is a messenger RNA of Bacillus rossius redtenbacheri, 1368 nucleotides long. RefSeq names its product gustatory receptor 5a for trehalose-like. Gene Ontology annotation, molecular function: taste receptor activity. The record is from RefSeq and is a predicted model, not a curated record. Gene Ontology annotation, cellular component: membrane. Lineage: Eukaryota; Metazoa; Arthropoda; Insecta; Phasmatodea; Bacillidae. Bases 37 to 1281 code for a protein of 414 amino acids. The transcript is spliced from 8 exons. Gene Ontology annotation, biological process: detection of chemical stimulus involved in sensory perception of taste; sensory perception of chemical stimulus.
GAGACACUGCACAAGGCCUUUGGGCCCAUCCUCGCCAUGGCCCAAUGCUGUGGUCUGAUGCCUCUGCAUGGCAUUUGUUCUCCCACCUCUGCCCACCUGUACUUCCGCCGCCGGUCUGCGCGCUUCGUCUAUUGCCUGUGCGUCGCGCUCGUGCUGGGCGUCGUUGAGCUGCUGUCCGUCAUACACAUGAUCACGGCCUUCUGCAUCAGUGGCGUAGGUUUCAUGUCAAGCAUCGGCUACAUGACGGCCGGCGCGGUGUUCUACGGCAACUCGUGCAUGGCGCUGUGGCUGUUCGCGCGGCUGGCCCGCCGCUGGCCCGCGCUCAUGGCCGCCUGGAGCAGAGUGGAGCAGGCCACGUGGAGGUGGCGCCGCCCCGAGCUGGCGCUAAGGUUCAAGGUCAUCACCGGCGUCAUCCUGGCCACCGCCCUGGUUGAACACAUACUCAGCAUCCUGACUAACAUACCGGACCUGCUCUUCCAUAAGAAGCACAACGCGACAGUGUGUCCUGGUGACCAGGACCUUGUGGAGAAGAGAGUCAACAUGGAGGGAUGGCAGAACGACUUUCUGCGGGUGUAUUCCUGCAGGUCUCACUCGUUCAUCUUUACAGUCGUCAGAUAUCAGACGUGGAUGGGAGUCAUCGUCUUCAUCAUCAGUAAGAUAGCAACAUUCAUCUGGAACUACACUGACAUUUUCGUCUGUCUCCUCGGCAGUGCCCUAACAGAAACCUACAACAAACUGAACCAGAGGAUGCUAAGUGUUAAUGGCAAAAGUCUGAGGCAGCAGGAGUGGCAGGAGAUGCGCGAGCACUACGCCAUGCUGUCGUCCCUCACCAAGACCGUCGACGAGAACAUCAGCGGCAUCGUGCUGCUGUCCUUCACCAACAACCUGUACUUCAUCUGCCUGCAGCUGCUCAACGGGCUGUCGCCCAACCUGACCAGCGCGCUGGACAGCGUGUACUUCUUCGGGUCGUUCGUGUUCCUGCUGGCGCGCACCGUGGCGGUGACCUUGUUCGCGGCCCGGGUGCACGACGAGAGCCGCGUGGCGCUGCCCGUGCUCUACAACUGCCCCUCGGACAGCUACUGCGAGGAGGUUUCUCGUCUCCAGGUGCAGAUAACCGCGGAUGAAAUCGCCCUUACGGGAAUGCGCUUCUUUUACGUCACGAGGAACUUCAUGUUGGCGAUGAUCGGGGCUAUCGUGACGUACGAAGUAGUGUUGCUGCAGUUCAGUGUCGCCAUGCUGAGCAACAAAGCAAACACGACGUCCGACACGCCUUCUCACUAGCAACGUUUCCACUGACUGGAUCGAGCGACCAAGCCACAAUUGCAAUUUUGAGCAGCCGCUGUUCAUAUGGAAAUAUACAAAAAAAAA